Messenger RNA from Onthophagus taurus, 2364 nucleotides. RefSeq names its product E3 ubiquitin-protein ligase RNF220. The record is from RefSeq and is a predicted model, not a curated record. Gene Ontology annotation, biological process: protein ubiquitination. NCBI's taxonomy places the organism in Eukaryota, Metazoa, Arthropoda, Insecta, Coleoptera, Scarabaeidae. Gene Ontology annotation, molecular function: metal ion binding; ubiquitin protein ligase activity.
ACAGUCUGCAGGCGGUACUCGCUCGAAAGAGCGAAAUGAUUUCGAAUACUUAGCGUCGGGACGCCGUCGGGGACGACCUUUUUUUCGAAUAGUUUUUCGGAAGCGUGUCGAUUAAUUUCGGAUGUGACAGUGCCUUAUGAACGAGGAGAUUAACAGGCAGAACGCUGUCAAAACAGUCUGAGGAGCAGGCGGUUGUCCGUCGCCAAGGAAUGGACAAUUCCGCGUAUGUCCCGAAUGCCGCCCACCUGAACUCGCCGGCGUUGGUCGUCUUUUCUCAGGCCGGCGGCGGUAUCCAGGACGCCCUAAGGAUUCAGCGUCCAUUCAAUCCCCAGUUUCAGAUGAGCGAAGCGUCCAAAGACCUCCACAGACCGUUCACCGCAUCGGGGUUUGGUCUACGACAUAUAGAAGCUUAUGGAGGAAUACCCGCCCAUAUUCUCAAUCACCUUCAACCGCAAUUCUUACACCCAGGUCUAUCCUUGGGAUCCGGAGCUUUCCGACCUCUUGGCGACCUUAAAUCCUUUCCAUCCCCAUCGGCUUUUGCUCCUCCAAAAUGCUUAAAAAUCGAGACGGGUGGAGACUCCGUCCAUGGACAACACGGGCAUGGUCACGGAAUGUUUUCACCCCAAGAAGAACGUUUUUUGGGUCCAAGCCCAAGAACCGACUCAUGUUCCCCAGCCAGCGCAUCCAUGUCCCCACAACCAGGGACAAUUGGUUCUGUAAAAGAAGAAAGCAUGGAUGCCCAAAUCUCCGAAGACGGAGAUAAUCCUCAAGGGCAGAUCCAAGAAAACGACCAACAAAUGAAUGGCGGUGCUCCCGAAGACGGCAGAAGAUUCCGCAUUGGUCCAUUGUUUGGAAGUGGUUUUGGUGGUGCCUAUACAUUUUCCGUACCAGGACUACCACCAGCUGCCCAUGCAAAUGUCUCGAAGACGAGUUUCCUCUUUGACCAUGACGUUACAGGUAACAAGCGGAAGCGCGACCCCUCCAGUUGUCCAGUCUGUGGACUGACCAUUGCACCUGGCGACCUCCAGAUUCAUCUAAUGCACGAACUCGAACGUUUAUACAAACUAUGCGGAUCCGGCAUUAUUGCAGGCAGAAAAAGAAAAGCAGAUCUAACCAGACCUCCAGCUCUUCCAGGCGAUACUGGACCGGAAGGACGUUGGGAGACGUUUCAAAGGAUAAAAAUCAAUAGACAAGGUAGGCUUAGAAUCAAAAUCAAAAAAAGGAAGAAUGAAGAUUGUCCCGUUUGCAACGAACGUGUUAAUAGAUCUCCAGAAGAUAUGGCGUUCCACGAAGAACAAUGCAAUCGAAAGAAUAUCAACGAUGAAGAUGAAACGGUGGACGUAGAAGGUGAUUCGGAAUUUGAAGAAUGGAGUGAAGGUCAACGUAGACGAACAAACGCGUUAAUAACGGCGGGAACAACACCAAGCAGCAGUGGAAGAAUUAGCACGGAUGCGGAAGGUGAUGAUGUGAUUGUUGAUGGGGACGAGCAGGAGGAGUCUUCAUUUGGCCCAUCCCAGUAUACCGAAUCGGACGUGGUGAUCAAGAGUUCGCAGGAAAAGCAAAAGGAAAAGGGCCAGUCGCAGGUGGCCACCGUUAACUCGAGCGGCGACGUAGAGGUGAAAGUCGAAAGCGGUCAGCAGUGCGACAGCAACGUCAGCACAUCCGACGCAGAACCGAGUAGCCGUGCCCAGUUGAUUGAAGAGUUGAAGAACAGGAUUCGCCAGCUGGAAGCCGAAGGAUCCGGGGAUCCGAACGCUGGCGACGUUGUCGAGGACUAUAAAUGUUUGAUUUGUUUGGAACAUUACAAAAAACCAGUUAUUUCAACGGUAUGUUGGCAUGUACACUGUGAAGAGUGUUGGUUACAUACUUUGGGAAGUAAAAAAGUGUGUCCACAAUGCAGUAUGAUUACAUCGCCAUCAGAUUUACGACGUAUAUUUAUGUAAUGUUCUGAUAUAAUUGAUGUAAACUGUUCUACUCAAUACUUGCAUUUUAAACGGUUAAUAAUAAUCCAAUAUUAAGACGUCGAUCCCGUCAUUUAUAAACGGUAUUAACUCACACUAACGAAUUUUAACAUUAAAUGGACAUGUAACACAAACUUACUGUAUCUAUUCGACUAUCGCACUAGCUUUCAUUUCUCAUUCUCUCACGAUCUCAUACGACACGAGAAAUAUACAUAGACGAGUAGAUUACGAAAAAUAAAAAAAUAAAACGGAGCCUAUAUAGCUUAGUGUAUGAACUAAUAACCAACCUAUCGAUGUGAUGUUCUUUGAACUAAAAUAAAUUGAGAAUUCACUUAGAACAUAUUUUAGAAACCUCACAUUGUUAAUUAUUUUAUUGUAAUUAUUUAAAUGUAACAUAUUUAAA